AUGAAGACGAAGCAUUCUCCGGAGAAAGAUGAUCCGAUCAACGGCUUCUGCAAGGCAACGUCCGAGUCUCGAGAAACAGCACUCUUUUUCCUCGAAGGCUUCAGCUGGGAUCUCGAUAACGCCGUCUCUGGUUUCCUCCAAGGUCUCCUGCCUCCCGUCCAAAAACCACCGUUGCAGCGAUCUAGAUCUCGAUCUCCUUCGAGGCGGAUAUACUCUCCUGCAUCUGCCUUGAAAUUAAAUUUGGAAGAUAGUAGAGAGCCUAUUAGACUUGCCAAGGAUGCAACCCAUCAUGAUGGUAAAAUAUUGGUGUCUACAGCUGAUGCUUUGAAUUAUGUGUUUCAAGAUAAAGAAGAAGAGGGAUCAGCCCACAGAUGA
This is a messenger RNA of Microthlaspi erraticum, 375 nucleotides long. NCBI's taxonomy places the organism in Eukaryota, Viridiplantae, Streptophyta, Magnoliopsida, Brassicales, Brassicaceae. The record is from the annotation of a GenBank genome assembly.